AUGACAUACAACCCGCGCCUUCUGCUUACUGCCGUGUGGUACUUCCCAACCCCUCCCACCCUCCUCCUCCUCUUUUUCAACUCAUGUCUGUUUGGCACCGGCUCGACCGUCCGUCCGUCUGUGCGUACGUCCACUUCUCUGUUGGUAGCCCUUCCUCCGGAUGUGGCUGCUGACCCGGAGAUUAAAGCCGCACACGCCCGUCACGUGCGAGAUAUGGCGCUUUUAAAAAUGGAAAUUGACCGGGCCCGUACGGCAGCUGAGCUGGAGCAGAUCCGUGCGGUCCUGCAGCAAAUCCGGGGCACAAGCGAGCCCCCGUCUCAGCAACCACCACAACCACAAGAAGAUCAACAACAGCAGCAACUACAACAUCAAGUUUCAGAGGCGCGGGCUGUAGACUCGUUCGCGGGUGAAGCGGCCGCGGGCCUCAACUCCGAGGGAGGGCUGCAGGUGCUGCGGCCUUCGGAGGUUGCCGGAACCGGCUGGGCGGAUGCGGAGGAUGAGGCCUGGGGAUUCGCUGAGCAGCCGAUAGGGGUCGCGGACGCAGCGCUGGAUCGAGAGGAGUACGACAAUGAUCCCGCCGCCGCCGUCGGCGCUGGGGAGGGCCCUGCGUACCCCGGUCAAGAGGAUCCCUCCGAGCAGCUGCUCCGCGACCGUCCGGCGCAUCCGUUGGGGCCGUUGCAGAUAGGCCCGUCACAACUGGGGCUUAUUCCCGAUUCCCAUGUCCUGGAGGUUCGCCUCUUCACUGCCGGGCCCUUCCAGAAACGAGGGACGUACCGUGUACGGGCCGUACUGUACGACGGAUACCAACCGAUGGAAGCAGCUCCAGGCGUGAUGGUGGGUGCAUCCUCCCGCCACUACAACCCCACCGCCGAGGACGAUGGCGGCGCCAGUGCCGGCGGCGGCGGCGGCAACAGCGUUGGCCGAGUCAGCAGCGGCGGCGGAGCCGGCGCCGCCGCCGCCACGGCAGCCUCUGGCGGCGGCGGCGGCGGUGGCGGAGCCUAUUCGUACACCUCCCUUGGAGUCGCAAAGUUUGUGUUCUUCAACGAGACGUUGCGGCUAAUUGGCGUACCGCUUCCCCCCACUGCCUUGCUGGUCUUUGAGAUGUACGUGGCCAAGCAGGUGGUGGCGGGCAUGCCCAGUCGUGAGGACCUCGUGGCAUGGGCUUUUUGCCCUCUGGUGACGUCGGUUGGGGGCCUGGUGGCGGGCAAGCAAUCGCUGCCGCUGUUCCGACAGCCGCUUAUGAUUUCGGCGCAACGGAAGUACAGCUACGAGGACGCCAUGAUGGACUUUGAAAUCACCAGAAGGGACGGUAACCCAGGUGACGUCGCCGCCGCCACCAUCGCGGACACAGCCGCAGCCGCCGCAGCCGGCGGCGGCGGCGGCGGCGCUGCCGCCGCCGCCGGGGCCGCCGGCGCUGGCAAAGGCCGCGUCAGCAACAGCGGCGCCAUCUCCCAUCUAGAAGAUGUUCCCGGCGUUUCCGUUGAUGCCUGGAUGCGUGUAACACGUGAGGUAAUGCCCUCAGACUCCUACACGCCGGGGGAUGGCUUCGUUGUUUGUCUGGACGGGGCACGGUUCCUACCCGCGAACGUGACCUUAUCGCGCGUGACGGCAGCAGCCCCUGGCCAGUGUCAGGCCCGGUACAACAAGUACGCCACUUUGGGAACGGGCAGUGACAAGUUCGACGACAGUACCGCGACUCUGCUGUUCAAGGUGACAACCCUGGAUCGCUGGAGUCGUACGCCGUGUGUGGGCGCCUUUCAGAUCCCUCUUCAUGUACGACCGCCCUCGGAGAGCAAGCUAGCAGCCAGCAGCUUGCGCGGGGUCCCCAGAGUGCCGUGUGCUUCACUGCUGCUAAGAAUCUUGUCACCCGAGCUUCAUAAGCUGCAAAGGCGGAAGAAACUACCUGAGUUUUCAGACCGAGUGUACGACAGCACGCGCGACCUGCCCAACCCCCUGGAGCGCCGACUGUACAACAAGUACUUGCGCCGCCGCAGGUUCCUUGUACGGGAGGCGGCUCGGCUUUUAGUCAAUGGUCGUGCGAUGGGUCGUGCGAUGGGGCAUAUGGACAAACCCGGCGGUGGCGGAGGCGGCGGUACGGCAGACGGCGGAGAUCUGAUCGCAAUGGCGGGCUCCGACGCCGUCCUGCCUAACAGUGAUGUUGAGCUGAUGGAUUGGAUGGACCGUCAGCUGGCGCCAACCGGGGCGCCGUCCCCCUCGCCAUCCGAUCGCCAGCUGCCGUACAACUUGGCCUCCGAGUACUACCCUGAUCUGGGUUUUUACGUGUCGGUGGACGGCGCGUUGCGGCUCCCGAGGAACCUCCCAUCAGCCGCCCUCACCACCUUCGCGCCGCCGGGCAGCUUCUACCAGGCAAGAUACAACACCAAACAAAUGGACAGCCCCCUGGUUGACGAUGUGCGUGUGACAUUGGAUUACGAUAUGACCGCCCCCCUGGCUAACCCAGUGUGGACUGACGGAUUCGUACACUUCAGCGGAGUGGUGUACGAGCAGGGGAUGUGCAUCAUCGUAGACGUGCGAUUGAUUGUACCUGCCACCGGCACCAGUGCGCCCGCGGGUUGGUCUGCCGUACGGCUGUUCGAACGGGAGGGCGAGUUCGUGGCUUCGGGACAUUACCACCUGCCUCUAUUCGCCGGAGUGCCUUCGAGGUACCUAAUGCAGACGGGUCGAAUCAAGGUUCACGAGGAGUGUGCGAGUGUGCUGAUCCGGCUGAUGGACGUCUCCAGGGAGGGCCAGCUUGAGACCCCCGCUACCCGGGUGCCGCUGACGUCGCUGCGGCGGCCCGCGUACUGCAGCAUGGCGCCACAACUGGGAACCAAACACUACGAGCUCAUGUGUAAACAGAGCCGCGAAGAAGAAGAAGAAAAGGAAGAUAUGUUCUGCAUAAAUGAUUUUGGGUAUGGUUCCUCUUGUGUAUGUAUGUAUGUAACCAACAAGACGUACGCUCAGGCCAAGCCCCGGAACAUGCCAGACGACGUUUGGGUGGAGAUGAUCAACGACGCCAUCAUCAAGGUGGCUGGGCUCGCGGAGGACGAAGAGGAGGACGAGGAGGGGGAUGGGGGGGCAGCAGCGGCGGCAGCUGCGCCGGUGCCGCCGCCGUCGGCAGGGGCGGCCUCCGCCGCCGCCGCUUCCGCCCUUUCCGGGGUCGUACCGGCGGCGACCCCGCGACCGCGCAGCGCCGCCUCAAUGCGCCGUACAUCGACGCUGAGAAGCCAAGGAAGCUUCGCUGCCGCCGGUCGUGCAACGCCGAUGUUGGCGCCUGUGGCAGCGCCGCUGCUGCCGCCGCCCACCGGCGGCAGCGGCGGCGGCAACGCUGGGGCACCUGCCAUGAGCGGCGCCCUCACGGCGCCGCCGCCACCGUUUCCAGGCCAGGGUGGAAUGAUGCGGCCUCCGUACCCCUGGCCCAUGCCCUUUCGGCCCAUUUACCCCCCGUAUCCCAUGUACCGUCCGCCGUUUUUUCCCGCUUACUUGCCACCGUAUGGCAUGGGCAUGGGCAUGGGCAUGGGCGGCAUGGAUAUGGGUGGUAUGCUGCCGAGGGAACAGGACGGGCCUUUCCUGGUGGCUUUUGAGGGGACUGGGGCUAAAGCGAAGGCCAACGUGGCCGUGCCUCUGCAAUGCAAAGCACGCCUCGCGGAGGUGGAUCUGUGGAUGGUGGUGUUUCGGAAUUCUUUCUCUUGUAGCAUGGUCAUCAAGGACGGGUCGGGCAAACGGCACGGUUUGCUGUACUUGGACUAA
Molecule: messenger RNA, 3750 nt
Organism: Volvox carteri f. nagariensis
Lineage: Eukaryota; Viridiplantae; Chlorophyta; Chlorophyceae; Chlamydomonadales; Volvocaceae
Exons: 25
Coding region: 1-3750 (1249 amino acids)
Source: RefSeq, a predicted model, not a curated record